This is a messenger RNA of Humulus lupulus (European hop), 1238 nucleotides long. RefSeq lists its product as uncharacterized. The coding region runs from base 704 to 1156 and encodes 150 amino acids. The transcript is spliced from 3 exons. Lineage: Eukaryota; Viridiplantae; Streptophyta; Magnoliopsida; Rosales; Cannabaceae. The record is from RefSeq and is a predicted model, not a curated record.
ACCACUACCACUGACUACCACUGGAGUGGGAUGUUCGAGGGAAGACUUACAAAGAAAUUGGUGAUUAUUCCCAACAUUUCUCUAGAGAGAUCGACAUUCUCAUUCGACAAUAUGUCGAUCCCGACUACGACCGAUGGGAUAAAGUACCCAGCGAAGUUAGAGAUCGCAUACUUCCUCGUCUAGAGGUAAUUUAUUUCUAUAAUUUUUUUAUUGGGUUCACUUUAAUACUAAAUCUAGCUAAUUUAUUUUAUUUUUUUGAUUCAGGAUGAUUUAUUCAACAUUGGUCGAAGUCGAUAUGCCUCAAAGAACCUCCCCGGCAUUCUUUUGGGCAUUCAACGGUCGUGCGCUGAUCGUUACUCGAAGUGGAAGAAUGACUUGUCCACUCAUUUAAAAAAGAAUGGUCGAGCACAUCCUCCUGAUGGUUUGGUGGUGGAGAAAUGGUAGAAGGCGCUCCAGUAUUUUGAUCGCCCUGAAGUGAAGAGGCGUUCUGAGACUAACUCUGCGAACCGUGCAAAACAAAAACAGAGAAGCGUGCGGGGUUCACAGUCUACGCCAGCCCUUCGUUACAAGAAGGUACUUUCUUUUUUACAUAAUUUUUAUUUAUGUUUUUUUAUAAUGAUUUUUUUUCUUAAUUUUUUUCAAACUUCUUGUAUUGUAGCAUGAUUUACAAACUAGGUGUCUUGCUGGGGUUCCAGAGAUUUGGAUGGCGACUAAGUACAUAGACGGGGAAGGUUGGGUGAGCAAGGCAGCAAAAGAUAACUAUGAAAAGAUGAUGGAGAUACGUGACACUCUGCAGCCACAAUCAUCUACGAGCUCCUCUGCUUCGAGUUCCUCUACUUCGAGUACUAUCCGAAGAGAAGAGGAUGACAUUACUCUUGUUGAGACGAUCUUUGGACGUCGUCGAGGCUAUCAGCCGGGCCUUGGUCGUAGGAUUCGCACGAGGGCGAAUUGUGAAGCGGCUGAUGUACCUCAACCAGCCCAACCACCUCCUACCGCACCUCCUACCGCACAAGACAUGCAAGAGGUGAGGGAGCGACUCCGAGCCAUAGAGGAGUGGCUAGGAUUGUUGGAGUCUCGGGAUCUGGAUCUUCUCAGCAAGGUCAUGGUGUCGAUCCUACAACACCUAGUUAAAAACAUUUAUAUUUAUGUAUUUUAAUUUUACUAUGAUAGAUACUUUGUCAUAAAAAUAUUUAUAGUAAAAAUAUAGUUUUGUGCAUAAUUAAAUUUCUCUUCAAUUU